Messenger RNA from Salvia splendens (bonfire salvia), 696 nucleotides. Its product is annotated as wall-associated receptor kinase-like 10. NCBI's taxonomy places the organism in Eukaryota, Viridiplantae, Streptophyta, Magnoliopsida, Lamiales, Lamiaceae. The transcript has a single exon. Gene Ontology annotation, molecular function: polysaccharide binding. The record is from RefSeq and is a predicted model, not a curated record. Bases 1 to 687 code for a protein of 228 amino acids.
AUGAAUCUACUUCCAAUAACACUCCUCCUCAUCAUCACCACCUUUACCUUAUCAUCAUCUCAAGAAACACAACUUUCCAAAAAUGGGUGCCAAGAAAAAUGCGGAGACAUAAGCAUCCCUUACCCCUUCGGCAUCGGCCCCAAUUGCAGCUUCAACUCCUCCUACGCCAUCGAAUGCAUCAACCAAUCAAAACCAAUCCUCAAAUCCACCGGCUUGGAAGUCACCGAGUUCUCACUGAACGACAACACAGUCCGAGUAAUGCAGAAAACCACCCCUCUCAACUGCUCCUCAACCAAAGGCCAAUUCCAGCUCGGCCAAUCCCUCCUCCACUCCCCCUUCUCAUACGGCGCUUCCAUCAACCGAAUCAUUGUAGUCGGCUGCAGCACCGAGGUCUCCCUCGCGGGCCCCGCUCCCUCCUCAGGCGGAUGCCGCCCAUCUUGCGGCGACUCCACCAAUGUCUGCUACGGCAUCAACUGCUGCUCCAUCAUCGUGCCUGAGAUGUCUCAGCGAGUCCAGGCCGCCUACGCCGUGAGUGGUGGAGGUGGGGAUUCUGUAGUUUGUGGGUAUGCUUUUCUUGCAGACUACAGAUGGCUGUCGAGUGAGUACGGGGAUUACGUGAAUUUCUCAGCUCCGAUGGCCGAGAUGGAACUAGCGAUGAGGACGGUGCCAGCAACUCUACGUCGAUGAAUGGAAUUU